Molecule: messenger RNA, 1541 nt
Organism: Aspergillus homomorphus CBS 101889
Lineage: Eukaryota; Fungi; Ascomycota; Eurotiomycetes; Eurotiales; Aspergillaceae
Product: rRNA 2'-O-methyltransferase fibrillarin family protein
Exons: 3
Coding region: 280-1221 (313 amino acids)
Biological process (GO): box C/D sno(s)RNA 3'-end processing; rRNA methylation
Cellular component (GO): box C/D methylation guide snoRNP complex; nucleolus; small-subunit processome
Molecular function (GO): rRNA methyltransferase activity; histone H2AQ104 methyltransferase activity; RNA binding
Source: RefSeq, a predicted model, not a curated record
GCAACAACGACGAGCAGCACGGCCGCGACCGAACACUGAACGCCAGUGCGGAGACGAUUUUUGGACAAAAGUUUUUUUUUCCAUCUCAAGAUCGCUCGAGACUUCGCCAAUUUUCGAUUUUCAAUCCCUCCCGAACGGACCCCAUCAUCCCUCAAUCUCUCCCGGAAGUUUUUCCAUCCGCACGCGGUUCUCGAAAAGCAUCAGCCAAAUUUUUUCCGGCUGACAGCAUCUGAUAUUUUCAUACCCGUCAACACUUUUCGACACACAUAACUUUACACAAUGGGUUUCGGUGCCCCUAGAGGUGGACGCGGUGGAGGUCGUGGUGCCCCCCGUGGUGGUGGUGGUGCUCGUGGUGGCAGAGGCGGUCUUGGUAGCGGUGGUCGUGGACGUGGUGGCCCCCGUGGUGGUGCUCGUGGCGGCCGUGGUGCUCCCCGUGGCCGCGGUGGUCCCCGUGGUGGUGCUCGCGGCGGUGCUCGCGGUGGCGCCAGGGGUGGUGCUAAGGUCAUCAUCGAACCCCACCGUCACGCCGGUGUCUUCGUUGCCCGUGGUGGUAAGGAAGAUUUGCUCGUCACCAAGAACCUUACUCCCGGAGAGGCUGUCUACGGUGAAAAGCGCAUUGCUGUCGAGUCUCCCGCCGAGGAGGAUGGUGCUGUGACCAAGACCGAGUACCGUGUCUGGAACCCUUUCCGUUCCAAGAUGGCUGCCGGUAUCCUGGGUGGUCUCGAUGAGAUCUACAUGCGCCCUGGCUCCAAGGUCUUGUAUCUCGGUUCCGCCAGCGGUACCUCCGUCUCCCACGUUGCCGAUAUCGUCGGCCCUACUGGUAACGUCUACGCCGUCGAGUUCUCGCACCGUUCCGGCCGUGACUUGAUCGGCAUGGCUACCCACCGCACCAACGUUAUCCCCAUCGUUGAGGACGCCCGCCACCCUCUCCGCUACCGUAUGCUCGUCCCCAUGGUCGACGUCAUCUUCGCCGACGUUGCCCAGCCCGACCAGGCCCGUAUCGUCGGCCUGAACGCCCACAUGUUCCUCAAGAACGAGGGUGGUGUCAUUGUCUCCGUCAAGGCCAACUGUAUCGACAGUACCGCCAAGCCCGAGGUUGUGUUCGCCCGUGAAGUCCAGAAGAUGAGAGAGGAGAGAAUCAAGCCCAAGGAGCAGCUGACCUUGGAGCCCUUCGAACGUGACCACUGUAUAGUGUCUGGUAUCUACAAGCGCUCUGCAUGAAUUUAAAGAACAAAAGAAUCUGGUGGUCUGCUUUCUCAUGUUUUAAUUAUUUAUGCUCUUUACCGGCGUCGAGUGUUCCGUGAUAUGCUGAAAUGCUUCAACUUUUUUUUUUCUCUACCUUGGUCGCUCUACGAUUUCGUGUCCUUGUUUAGGUUUCUUAAAUGUACUUCUUGAGUCAGAAAAAUUCGAGGGUUACGUUUUCCGGUCGAUUCAAACUAUGUACGUUCUAGGUUUUUGGGAGCCAUUGAGGCUGAUUUCUCAGUGAGACAAUUGCUUCGGCUGAGUGUAGAUAGUCAAGUCCGAAUGGAAUGCAUGCGGAG